This is a messenger RNA of Astyanax mexicanus (Mexican tetra), 1519 nucleotides long. RefSeq names its product cytosolic thiouridylase subunit 1 homolog (S. pombe) (gene ctu1). The record is from RefSeq and is a predicted model, not a curated record. The transcript is spliced from 3 exons. The coding region runs from base 332 to 1363 and encodes 343 amino acids. Gene Ontology annotation, molecular function: tRNA binding. Lineage: Eukaryota; Metazoa; Chordata; Actinopteri; Characiformes; Acestrorhamphidae. Gene Ontology annotation, biological process: tRNA wobble position uridine thiolation. Gene Ontology annotation, cellular component: mitochondrion; cytosolic tRNA wobble base thiouridylase complex.
GUACAGCAGGGGGCGACCUGCUCCCUUUACUCCCUUUUCUUAUCCGCCACGGAUAAGACGAAAUGAAAACACGAGGUUAACGCGUUUAUAUUUCAGUUAAUCAUACGGCGGUUUUUCGCUGUUUUGUUAAAAUAGAUAUGGAUAAAUAACAGUGAGGAUGUGUUUAAUACAUCAGCCGUACUGUGUGUUCGUUUAGGAGACCGGCUGCGUGUUUUAAAGCCUUAAAUAAAUAGCAGGUAAAUAACUAAACCCACCGGCUGCUGCGGGCUGAGGGUCUCAGACUGAGUCUUAUAGUUCUGUAGGUCAGCGCUGAGCUCCAGGUUUCCUCACCAUGCCGGUCCAGUGCAGCAGCUGUGGGCAGAACCGCGCCGCCCUCAAACGCCCCAAGACCGGCCACUCGUUGUGCAGAUCCUGCUUCUUCUGGGCGUUCGAGGAGGAGGUCCACCACACCAUCGUCUCCGGCCGCCUGUUCAGCCGCGGGGAGACGGUGGGGAUCGGGGCGUCCGGUGGGAAGGACUCCACGGUGUUGGCCCACGUUCUGAAGGUGCUGAACGAGCGCUACGACUACGGCCUGAAGCUGCUGCUGCUCUCCGUGGACGAGGGCAUCACCGGGUACCGGGACGACUCUCUGGAGACGGUGAAGAGGAACCAGCAGCAGUACGACCUGCCCCUCAAGAUCGUCUCCUACGAGGAGCUGUACGGCUGGACCAUGGACGCCAUAGUGAAGCAAGUGGGUCUGAAGAACAACUGCACUUUUUGCGGGGUGUUCAGGAGGCAGGCACUGGACAGAGGUGCCAUGAUGCUGAAUGUGGACAAAAUCUGUACAGGUCACAACGCAGAUGAUGUGGCAGAGACUGUAUUGAUGAACGUCCUCCGAGGCGACAUUGCCCGCCUGCGUCGCUGCACAGCCAUCAGUACGGCCAGCGACGGAGAGGGGGCUAUACCGCGCUGUAAACCUCUGAAAUACGCCUACGAGAAAGAGAUCGUCCUCUACGCUUAUUUCAAAAAGCUCGACUACUUCUCCACCGAGUGCAUCUACUCCCCCAACGCCUACCGCGGCCACGCCCGCACCUUCCUCAAAGACCUGGAGGCAGUCAGGCCUAGCGCCAUCAUGGACGUCAUCCACUCCGGAGAGAACCUCUCUGUGAGGGAGGGUGUGAAGAUGCCGGUGCAGGGGACGUGCUCGCGCUGCGGCUACAUCUCCAGCCAGGCCCUGUGCAAGUCCUGCGUGCUGCUGGAGGGCCUAAACAGAGGCCUGCCCAAACUUGGGAUCGGCAAACACCACCGGCUCCACGGCAAAAUCCUGGCCCAGCAGCCGCUGACGCAGGAGGAGGAGAGGAAGCUGAAGGCGGUGGACUUUUAAUGGGACUUUAAAUGGACUUUCUCAGACUCUCAGAUGGGUAGGGAGAGAAACAGCAUCGGAUUAGCUUGUCUUCUGUUUUUAUUACCUACUUUUUCUUUGCAAUGGAGAUAUUUUAUGCCAAUACUUCUAUAUAUUAAAGAAAACUAUCUCAUUUUA